ACAUUCUUUCUUGAAACUGGGGCAGGCAAACAUGUUCCACGAGCUAUUUUCAUUGACCUUGAACCGACGGUGGUGGACGAAAUCCGCACUGGAACGUACCGUCAGUUAUUCCAUCCCGACGCGCUGAUAACAGGAAAGGAGGAUGCAGCCAACAACUACGCACGUGGACACUACACAGUGGGGAAGGAGAUAGUUGACCUGGUGUUGGAUAGAGCUCGAAAACUGGCCGACCAAUGCUCUGGCCUGCAGGGAUUCUUCAUAUUCCACGCUUUCGGUGGUGGUACAGGAUCGGGAUUCAAUGCUCUCAUGAUUGAACGGCUAAGUGUCGACUACGGAAAGAAGACAAAAGUUGAAUUUUCCAUCUUCCCUGCCCCUCAGAUUUCAACUGCCGUAGUGGAACCCUAUAACGCCAUCCUUUGCACGCAUUCAACUUUGGAGCACUCAGACUGUUCCUUCACGUACGACAACGAAGCAAUUUACGAUAUUUGUCGGCGCAAUCUCGACAUCGAGCGGCCAACUUACACGAACUUAAAUAGGCUGUUGGCUCAAGUAGUCAGUUCAAUCACAGCCUCAUUACGUUUCGAUGGAGCAGUAAACGUGGACUUGACUGAAUUCCAGACAAAUUUGGUGCCCUACCCACGAAUUCACUUUCCCCUGGUCACGUACACACCCACGGUGUCAGCUGAGAAGGCCUACCACGAAGAAUUAACUGUGAUGGAAAUAACUUAUGCUUCUUUUGAUCCAGCAAAUCAAAUGGUUAAAUGCGACCCACGUCACGGUAAAUACAUGUCCUGUUGUAUGCUUUACCGAGGAGAUGUGGCUCCAAAAGAUAUUAAUGCUUCGAUUGCCUCCAUAAAGUCUAAGAGAACCAUCCAUUUUGUCGAUUGGUGCCCUACGGGUUUCAAAGUAGGCAUUAACUACCAACCACCUACCGUGGUUCCAGGAGGUGACCUAGCAAAGGUUCAGCGCGCCCUGUGCUCUAUUUGCAACACAACGGCUAUUGCUGAGGCUUGGGCCCGUCUGGACCACAAAUUUGACCUCAUGUAUGCCAAACGCUGUUUUGUUCACUGGUUUGUUGGUGAGGGCAUGGAGGAAGGCGAGUUUUCCGAGGCUCGAGAGGAUCUAGCGGCAUUGGAAAAGGACUACGAGGAAGUUGGAACAGACACAGUUGCAGAAGAAGGUGAAGAUGAGGAGUUCUGA
This is a messenger RNA of Hydatigera taeniaeformis, 1200 nucleotides long. The record is from the annotation of a GenBank genome assembly. NCBI's taxonomy places the organism in Eukaryota, Metazoa, Platyhelminthes, Cestoda, Cyclophyllidea, Taeniidae.